Closterium sp. NIES-67 is the source of this 1951-nucleotide messenger RNA. The record is from the annotation of a GenBank genome assembly. NCBI's taxonomy places the organism in Eukaryota, Viridiplantae, Streptophyta, Zygnematophyceae, Desmidiales, Closteriaceae.
GACAAGUUGAGGUGAUUUGUGUUUUUUACAUUAGGCUCUUUGCACAGGGUUUGAUAGAGCUCUGAGCGCUAUGGCCUCCGCAGAAGCUGUUUCCAAGGACCAGUUACGAACAAAUGGGUCGGCGAAACCGUCUCAGGCUUCUACCCAGCAUGCAUCCAAUCGCGUCAUGAAGCUCGGCUUUCACUAUGUCGUGUCACAUGGUGGACCGCUGAUGCUGAUUCCUUUAUUGGCUGCGGUUAUUAUUCGCUUGAAUCGCUUUACACCUGAAGACAUCCAGAUGGUUCUGGAUUUCCUUAACGCGAACGCAAUCGCGGUCACUGCUGGAUCGACGCUAAUCCUGUUUGUUACCGCGCUGUACCUCUUCACACGCCGGAAGGAUGUUCUGCUGGUCGACUUUUCUUGUUUUAUGCCACCCGAGGAACUCGCUAUUACUCAGAAGAACUGUGUCGAGUUUGCUCGUGAAAUGGGAUGUUUCGACGAGAAAAGCCUGGAUUUCCAGGCCAAGGUUGCUGAGCGUUCCGGCCUCGGCGACCGAACCCAUCUGCCGCGUUGCCUCCGCAAGCUUCCCAUCGAGCCGUGCGUUUCCGAAGCUCGGAACGAAGCUGAGAUGGUUAUUUUCGGAUGCCUGGACGACCUGUUUGCCAAGACCGGCAUUAAGCCGAAAGACGUUGGCAUCCUCGUGGUGAAUUGCAGCGUCUUUUGCCCGACUCCGUCGCUGUCCGCCAUGGUGGUCAACAAGUACGGCAUGCGCAACGACAUCCAGUCGUACAACCUCGGUGGUAUGGGCUGCAGCGCUGGGCUUAUUGCCAUCAAGCUCGCACGAGAUCUGCUUCAGGUCAUUCCUAACACAUACGCUGUCGUGGUAUCAACAGAGAACAUCUCCCUGAACCUGUACCUUGGAAACCGCCGCUCGAUGCAAGUCUCCAACUGCCUGUUCCGAGUUGGUGGAGCGGCCAUGCUCCUUACCAACAAGAGCAGCGAGCGUUACCGCGCCAAGUACGAGCUCAAGCACGUGGUGCGCACUCACAUGGGCAAGGACGACAAGAGCUACGGCUGUGUGUUCCAGGAGGAGGACGACAACAAGAUCGUCGGCGUUGCCCUUUCUCGCGAUCUCAUGAACGUGGCUGGCGAAGCUCUCCGCACCAACAUCACCACGCUUGGUCCGCUUGUGCUGCCACUUUCGGAGCAGCUGCUGUUUGCUGCUGUGCUCAUCGCUCGGAAGGUCUUUAAGAUGAAGAUGAAGCCGUACGUGCCGGACUUCAAGCUCGCAUUUGAGCACUUCUGCAUCCACGCCGGCGGUCGCGCUGUGAUUGAUGAGAUUGAGAAGAACUUGGAGUUGACGCAGUACCACGUGGAGCCAUCGCGCAUGGCUCUGUACCGCUUUGGCAACACGUCCUCUUCUUCCAUCUGGUACGAGCUCUCUUACUCGGAAGCACAGGGUCGCGUCCGCGGUGGAGACCGCGUGUGGCAGAUCGCGUUUGGCUCUGGCUUCAAGUGUCAGAGUGCCGUGUGGCAGGCGCUGAGGAAGAUCGACCCCAAGAAGAACAGAGGCGUUUGGGCGGAGUACUACGAAAGCGCUCGCGGGGAGGAGAUCCAUGCUGCAGCUGUGGCUGAUACUUUGGCUCCAAUUAGGCCCCUCCAGUAGCUUAAGCGCUUGAUGUCUCGUGCUAUGCAGAACUGGAGUGGUCAUCGCAUUAGAUAGCCUCGCAUUUUGUUUGUCUACUACAUGGUACAGUUCUGUUAGCUUUAGCCGAAACCUGCAUAAUCGAUGUCCCUAGGGGUGGUAUCCUGUGGAGCAGCCCUUCCACAACUGAGCAGAGCCCUCAUUACUGUUAGUUCCCCAGAUGAAGCACCAAGAAUUACCUAGCUCCGAGCUGCAAGAGUGAGGGUAAGAUAACUAUCUGAAUGUGCUUCAUGAAACAAGCUCUGGAAGUAAAAUUGAAUAUUCCAG